ACACAAACCGGCGGACUUUGGCCGAAGCUUGGCAAGCAGUCCGGUGGGUCUCUUCUGCUCUUGGUUUUCAAGAAAUCCAUCGCCUGCUCUCUCUAUAUUAGAUGACCCCCCACCUUGAAAAGUUCUCAUCUUCAUCGCUGACUUUCCGAGAAAAACCAAUCCUUUCUCGAGAAAAACUUCCAUGGGGAGGAAAGGGCUGUUCGAUCUUGAGAAGCAUUUCGCCUCCUAUGGGGCGUACCACAGCAACCCGGUCAACAUUCUGAUCCACACCGUGUCCGUUUGGCCGAUCUUCUUCACUGCUCUCGUCCUCCUCUACUUCACUCCCACUAUCUGUCAGCUCUUCAACUUUCAGCCCCAGUGUUUCUUGGCGAGACAUGGCCUGUUCUUGAAUUUGGGCUUCUUUUGCGCUCUCCUGUAUGCUGUUUUCUAUGUGUGCAUGGACAUAAAAGCGGGUUCUUUGGCUGCUUUGCUGUGUAUGGUGUGCUGGGUUGGGGCCAGCUGGCUCGCUAGUUAUCUUGGUUUCUCCCUGGCUUGGAAGGUUGUUCUUGCGGCUCAAUUAUUCUGCUGGACAGGGCAAUUCCUCGGACAUGGCGUAUUUGAGAAACGAGCGCCAGCUCUUUUGGACAAUCUUGUACAAGCCUUUCUCAUGGCUCCUUUCUUUGUUUUGCUUGAGGUUCUUCAAACUGUCUUUGGAUAUGAGCCAUAUCAAGGGUUUCAUGCUAGUGUAAAACUGAGAAUUGAUGCCGAAAUCGCAGAUUGGAAGGAAAAGAAACAGAAGAUGGGGCCAUACUUUUUGUAAUAUCAAUUUUGUGCGUCGAUUUCAAUUUAAAAUGCAUUGCUUGAGAUUUUCUUUUCAUCUCAAGAUUCUCCUUUUAAACCCGACCCUUCAAGUAUUCCAUUUAUUCAAAUUUUCUUUCCUCGCUAAAUUUGGCAGGACAAUGUAAGGAACCAAACAAGCUUUACAUAUAUGCAGAUAAGUUUUGUA
Syzygium oleosum is the source of this 985-nucleotide messenger RNA. Its product is annotated as 2-hydroxy-palmitic acid dioxygenase MPO1-like. The coding region runs from base 182 to 799 and encodes 205 amino acids. The transcript is spliced from 4 exons. The record is from RefSeq and is a predicted model, not a curated record. Gene Ontology annotation, cellular component: endoplasmic reticulum. Lineage: Eukaryota; Viridiplantae; Streptophyta; Magnoliopsida; Myrtales; Myrtaceae. Gene Ontology annotation, biological process: sphingoid catabolic process.